Molecule: messenger RNA, 1695 nt
Organism: Mytilinidion resinicola
Lineage: Eukaryota; Fungi; Ascomycota; Dothideomycetes; Mytilinidiales; Mytilinidiaceae
Exons: 2
Coding region: 81-1529 (482 amino acids)
Source: RefSeq, a predicted model, not a curated record
CAACCAUCUCGAACGAAAAUCUGAAUCGUCGGCAGCCUCUGUUUCUCACACUCCCCGACAGCCAAGAGAGCACAUCUUCGAUGCCAGCCAUGCAACCAGUCCCUUCCCUCGUCAUCGCAGACAGGCAAGACCAACCAGCAUCAGCAUCAGCCAAAGAUAUUCCACAACUCUCCUACUCUUCCGGCUACAACCCAAUUAACGUCUCUCCAACGCCAUCAGCAUUCACAGCAGAGUCUACCGUCCCGCAAUACAUGCUUCCCGCAUUCGUCCCCACCGUCUACAUAUCUCCAUACCAGUCACAACACUCAAUCUCAAACCCCCGAUCCCGCCCCUCCCUCCGCGGCGGCGUCACCCGCACCGAGAUCCGCAAUGCGGCCGCACGCGUAGGGCAGCUAGUCUACGACAGCGAGCGCGACUUCGUCCAACAGUACCGCCGCAUGAGCACUCCCGCCGCCGCUCGCGCUCCCAUCACGCCCCCAAGGACCUCCGUCACGUUCUUACCCCCAAACUCUAUGUCUCCGCCUCCCCUGCAUGCUCUACAGCGUACACUCAGCUGUACGCCGUCGCCAAUCGCCAGCCUCCCUAUCCGCUUACACACGCCUUCGUUCUCCUCAGCCACCAGAGGGGCCCCGUCUCGCAGUGUCUUAGCCGAGCCAACCCGAAAGCAAAAGUACGACGACAUCGUCGCCCGACUCCAGAAGCAGCGCGAGACAGACCGCUGGCUCGCGGGCGAGAAACGCCGCGCCGAGGACGCGAAGCGCAAACUCUCCGCCGAGCUCAAGAAGAAGCGCGCUGCCCUAAGCGCCGCCAAGGAGUCUCUAACCAUGCGCGACCAAGAGCCCGCGGGCCAAACCCAACCCCCCGAAGAUGUCGACGCGGAGGACACCGGGCCCUGGUCCCGCGAGCAACUGGACGCCCACCUCGCCGCGCAGCUCAAGGAGUCGGAGCAGUCGUGGGUGAAGACGGCCGCGGCGCGCCGCAUAGGGGAGGGCGAUCUGGAGGCGUUCCGGCGGGCGUACAAGAAGCACGGAUAUACGUUCUGCUAUUGUGGGUUUGAUAAAGACGGACAGUCGAUGGUGCAGUGCGCGAACCCGGAGUGCGCGGUGGGGCUCUACCAUGCGGAUUGCCUGCAUGCGGCGGAGCGGAAGGCGGUGGAGAGGCAGGAGGAGUGGAAUAGCGCGCUGGCGCUGCAACAGCGCCAGCGGCUGCAGGAAGAGCGCGAGGAUAGGGGGGAGUUGGACGAGGCGAAGCAUAUAGUGGAGAGUAGGACGUGGAUGUGUCGGACGUGUGUGAUGGAGACGGCGCAGGCGGCGAGGGGGAUGCGGGAGGAGUUGGCUGUGAGAGAGCAGCAUGAGAGGGAGCUAUGCGAGGCGAGGGCGAGGGAGGCGAGGGAGGAAAGAAGGAGGCUGUGGGGGGAAAAGGUGAGGGGCAUGCAUCAGAUUAUGGAGGAUAUGCAGGCGGAAGAGAGUGUGCAGGAUGAGGAUGGUUUCGUCAUGGAGGAUGGCCCCGUCAUGGAGGAGGGCUCCUGAUGCGUGUGCUAGAACAGUACUGCUGGGAGUUCAGGAGGGGUCGGGGUUUUGGAGAUGGAGGCGAGGUUGUGAUGGAUGGGGGGAAUACCUUCGAUGUACUAUUAGGGACUAGGAAGGAUGGGGGUGGUUGGGUAGUCUUGGAAUUGGUACGAGUUGUGUUAAUGAG